This is a messenger RNA of Aegilops tauschii subsp. strangulata, 908 nucleotides long. The record is from RefSeq and is a predicted model, not a curated record. NCBI's taxonomy places the organism in Eukaryota, Viridiplantae, Streptophyta, Magnoliopsida, Poales, Poaceae.
AUGAGCUCCUGGACCGCCUCUGUAGCAACCCCGGGCGGGGCUUUUGCCUUCUUCUUGUCGAGCCGGGCGCUACGACGAGCGGGCGCGACCGGCACGCCCCCCUUGCCCCUAUGGGUGGCCGGAGUAGACAGCAACGGGGCGGGCGGCUCCCCGGCGACGCUGGCGAGGAAAGACUCCAGGGGGUUCCCAAUUGGAGGCUCGACGACGACAGUGGGGGGGGGGAGGGGUCGCGGCGACGAGGAUCUCUACCGGGCCACUCCCAGCUGCAAUGACCGAGUGGACAGCGACCGGCUCAGGCCUGAUCACGAGGGCGGCGGAGAGAAGCGCAGCGACAAGGAGCCCGACAGGGUCACCCCCAGCAUCGCACAUCGCGUGGCCAGCAUCGACAGGCAGGGCCAGAGGCGAAGCAUCAUCGUUCGGUGGCGGAUCAGGGGCGGACCAGGCUUCAACCCCCGGCGUGUCAAGGCUCCGCACGUCCGGGGACAGGGCGAGUCCCGCAAAGCAGGCCGACAGCGUAGGCAGGGCGGCCACCGCCGAACCCUCCUCCACCACGCCAACAGCCGCGCCAGCCAGCAAGGAUGGGCUGGCCGGGCCGCCAGCCGCCGACGCAUGGCAGAGAAUUCCGAGCGUAGCGGAGCGAGCGCGGUGUCGAUAGCCGCCGACAGCUCGGACCGAAGUAGGCGGGCGUGGUCCACCAGCGGGAGGCGAGGCCCCGCAGUAGCGCCGCCGUCGGACAGAAGGUGCAGCUUUCCGCAUGCCACCGGGUCGACCUCCAUCGCCAUGACAGGAGACGCAGCGCCCACGGGGGAGCCCACACGGCGACGUCCAUGACGCGCCGAAUCCACGUCGCGAUGUCGAGGAGAGCGGGUGCGCUCCCUGCGCCCGUCCAAGGCCGAGUCGUUGGAGCG